Molecule: messenger RNA, 810 nt
Organism: Penicillium oxalicum
Lineage: Eukaryota; Fungi; Ascomycota; Eurotiomycetes; Eurotiales; Aspergillaceae
Product: glutathione S-transferase family protein
Exons: 2
Coding region: 1-810 (269 amino acids)
Source: RefSeq, a predicted model, not a curated record
AUGUCGACCUCUGAGCCUGUCCAUUUCUUUGACAUCAUCUCCACUCUCCCCGGAGCACAAAAGUCAUGGUCGCCCAACACCAUCAAAGUCCGCUCAGUCUUGAACUUCAAGGGCAUUCCGUACACUCAAAGCUGGAUCUCGUACCCGGAUAUCGCCCCAUUGAUCAAAGGGUUUGAGCUCGAGCCAAAUGAGUCGGGAUUCGCGUACACCUUGCCCGCCAUUGUCCACAAGUCGUCCGUGACUUCCAACCCUCACGGUGCGAUGAUGGACUCGUUGCCCAUCGUGAUGCACCUCGACAAGGCAUUCCCAUCAAAACCGCUCUUCCCGAGCGGCGACGCCAGCUACGCCUUGCUCAUGGCUGUGGUCAAGAUCGCGGGCGGAAUGAGCCCAGCGCUAAGGGAACUGAUCGUUCCCCAAGUGGCAGGCUACAUGGACCCACGAGGCAAGGAGUACUUUGUCGAAAGCCGGUCCAAGAUUUUCGGUAAGCCAUUGUCUGAAGUGCGACCGACCGAUCAGGGUGCGAUCGACGAAAUUUGGAAGCAGGUCGAUGACAACAUCGGAACCCUGGUUACCAUGUUGCGUGGUCGAGAGGGCAAAAAGGGUCCCUUCUUUGAGGGCGAGACCCCGGGAUUUGCAGACUUGUAUCUGGCUAGCCUCAUUGCCUUCUUUGAACGGAUUGAUCAGGGCUCGUUUGAAAGACUGAUGUCUAUCGGCAAUGGGGAGCUCCGGGCUCUUUGGGAAGCUUGCAAGCCGUGGAUCAACGGUCAAGGCGAAGACAAGGAGUGGCCUAUACCUCAGGCCUCUGCUUAG